Peronospora matthiolae is the source of this 651-nucleotide messenger RNA. Lineage: Eukaryota; Oomycota; Peronosporomycetes; Peronosporales; Peronosporaceae. The record is from the annotation of a GenBank genome assembly.
AUGUACGAAGGGAUUGACAACCUGAAAUCCCUUUACGACCGUGCCGGGAAGACUUUCUCCGGCGGUCCUUCUGCGGCACAGGAUGUGUCGCGUCGUACUGCUCGACCAGACCCAGUACGUCAACCAUCAAUUGGGAGCGGGGCUCCCAAGAAUCCCAGGACGGGGGAUAGCCGCGCCACCGGACGAGGUAACUCGUCCGACGUCCGUUCACGUCGCGGUGGUUCAACAGCUGCUCUACUAGAUAGCGCUGGCCACCGCGAGAGUCCUCUAAUGGAGGUGGAGGAGGAGGAAAGACGCUCUCCACACGAUCAUGUGGAUCGGUGUGUUCCCGAGAGCUUCUUUGAUCGCGUAACGCAAGGGUUACGCGACGAUCUCGAGCAUGAGCGGAAUAGGCGUCUCCAGAUGGUGGACACUGCCUCGAAGCAUCGAGAUGAGUUUGCCUUUGCUCAGCUUGAGAACGAGAGAUCUCUGACAUCUCUUCGUGACGAGCUAAGGGUAGCUCGUGGGAUUGUUGAUCGGUCUCGGGCUGAGAUAACUGCUCUUCAGACCCUUGUUGAUGCCCACCAUCGGGAGCACAAGGCUAUCUGCGAGAUGCUUGAGCGCAAGGGCGUUCUUCAUCGGAAGAAGCAGCGUACUGAUGGUACGGCUUAA